AUGGCUGGUUCUACUCAUUUUUUCCUAUUGUCUUUGAUUAUGACAUUGUCCUUGUCAAGCAUCAACAUGAGCAUGGCAACUCGUCACCUUUUGGACACGCCUGCGGCUCCACCCCCGGCAUUGCCGCUGCCUACAAUUCCAUCUCUGCCAAAGGCUUCAUUGCCUCCUCUGCCCUCCAUACCAACACUGCCUAAAGCCACAUUGCCCCCACUGCCAAGCACGCCAUUGCCAACUUUGCCGACUCAACCAACUCUGCCAAAGCCCACAUUGCCACCACUCCCAUCUCAGCCAACACUGCCACCGUUGCCAACUCAACCAACUUUGCCAACAGUUCCUAAGGUGACUCUACCUCCUCUGCCUGCAGCCACUCCAUUGCCCACCAUCCCAACUACAAUCCCAUCUAUUCCUACCAUUCCAACAACAAUUCCAACAAUUCCAACAAUUCCUUUCUUCUCCCCACCCCCAUCAAACUCAUGA
Messenger RNA from Alnus glutinosa, 477 nucleotides. Its product is annotated as protein PELPK1-like. The transcript has a single exon. The record is from RefSeq and is a predicted model, not a curated record. NCBI's taxonomy places the organism in Eukaryota, Viridiplantae, Streptophyta, Magnoliopsida, Fagales, Betulaceae. Bases 1 to 477 code for a protein of 158 amino acids.